Messenger RNA from Nestor notabilis (Kea), 1493 nucleotides. Its product is annotated as kinesin-like protein KIF9. The transcript is spliced from 13 exons. Gene Ontology annotation, molecular function: ATP binding; microtubule binding; microtubule motor activity. The record is from RefSeq and is a predicted model, not a curated record. The annotation marks the transcript as partial. Gene Ontology annotation, biological process: microtubule-based movement. NCBI's taxonomy places the organism in Eukaryota, Metazoa, Chordata, Aves, Psittaciformes, Psittacidae.
GGGGAAACUGCAAUACUGUCCUCGUGGCAAAUGUCUGCGGGGAAGCUGUGCACGUGGAACACACUUUGUCUUCUCUUCGGUUUGCUACCAGAAUGAAAUGGAUCACCACAGAGCCAGUCCUCAAUGAGAAAUAUGACCAAGAGGGGACAGUGAAGGCUUUGGAGAAGGAGAUUGCUCUUCUGAAGCAGGAACUGGCCAUACAUGACAGCUUGGCAAAUCGUUCUUUGGUGACUUAUGACCCUCUGUCUGACAUCCAGAUAGAAGAGAUUAAGUCUCAAGUCCAGAGAUACCUAAAAGGAGCCAUUGAUGAAAUUGAUAUAGUGAACCUCAGGCAAAUCCAGGAGGUAUUCAAGCAGUUCAAACUGAUUUUAAGUCAACAGGAGAGUGAAGUGGAGGCCAGAUUACGAAGCAAGUAUGCUCUGAUAGACAAAAAUGACUUUGUUGCUGUUGCUGCUCUUCAUAAGGCAGGUGUGGUUGAUGUGGAUGGCCAUUUGGUGCAGGAAGAGGAUGAGCAGGCUUCUGACAUUAGAGCUACUCCUUCAUCCAGACGUGGUAGGAAGAAGAAAUCCAGGAGGAAUAGUGAGGUGUCCAGGAAAGAAGGAACGAAGAGCAAUCUUUCUUGGAAAGAUGUGGAUGGGGAUUUACCAUCAAAAAGUCAGGUAACGUUUUCCACCAGGGAUCUGGAUGUGAAAGAAGUGCCAAGGGACCAGGAUACAGCAAAUAUUGAUGCAGAUCUCUCAAAGCCAUCUCCUGUGGAGGAUUCCCAGCAGCCCAACUCCCCUCCACCCAAGCCAGCAGCAUUUGAGAUGUUUAAGGAGGAGUAUGGAAGUGAGAUCAGCCGGAUCUUUAAAGAGAACAAAAGCAUCCUAUAUGACAGGAAGAAGAGGAGAAGUACUGUAGCACAGAGGAUCAACUCCAUCAAGCUUGAGAUGGAGAGCAUCAAAAAGGCUCUGGAGGCUCAGCAGCAGGAGCGGUGGCAGCAGGGAGAGUAUGUUGAUGAGAAAGGACACAUCAUAAUUGAUGAGAAGGAGUUUUUACUCAUUGUGAAGCUGAAAGAGCUGAAGGAAGAGUAUAGGUCUAGUUACGCUGAACUGCAGGACCUGAAGGCAGAAAUCGAGUACUGCCAGGAUCUGGUGAACAAAUGCCGGAAUAAACUCAUCUCAGAGUUCGAGAUCUGGUACAACGAGUCCUUCCUUAUCCCCAAGGAUGUGCAGGAAGCUCUGAAUCCCGGUGGCAACAUCAGACCUGGAAUGAUUCCCAUAAACAGAGUCAUGUGCCUGGAGGAAGACGUGCAGGAGAGGUUCGAGCAGAUGCAGGAGACAAUGCUGCCGGCCUGCCCAGCUUCAGUCCCCUUCUACAGGGCAAAAAUGAGGACUGAUCAAAAGCACGCAUACAGCAAAACCAUGUCAUCCCUAGAGCAAAUGAACAAGAAACCAGGGCUCAUCCCAGCUGCUGGGAAGAAUAAACCCAUGUCGUUUCUGCACGUCACAUAG